ACGUACACAAGACUGUGCUCGAUUAUUUCAGCCUUUUUGUAUCUGAACUCAGGAAGACAAAUCGAGCUGAAUCAUCGCGCGCUCAGCGGAUAGUUUGACUGAUUUACUGAAAAAUGUUUCGAAAUCAAUAUGACAACGAUGUGACUGUGUGGAGUCCUCAGGGUCGUAUUCAUCAGAUUGAGUAUGCGAUGGAGGCCGUGAAACAAGGAUCAGCCACUGUAGGGCUCAAAUCACGCAGUCAUGCGGUUCUGGUGGCCCUCAAGAGAGCUCAGUCUGAACUGGCUGCCCAUCAGAAGAAGAUCCUUCAUGUGGACAAUCAUGUGGGCAUUUCCAUUGCUGGACUGACGGCAGAUGCCAGACUUCUCUGUAACUUCAUGCGUCAGGAGUGUCUGGACUCCAGAUUUGUGUUUGAAAGACCACUUCCUGUUUCUAGACUGGUCUCGCUCAUUGGAAGCAAAACUCAGAUUCCCACCCAGAGGUAUGGCAGACGGCCAUAUGGAGUGGGGCUGCUGAUUGCAGGAUAUGAUGACAUGGGGCCGCACAUCUUCCAGACUUGCCCCUCUGCCAAUUACUUUGACUGUAAAGCCAUGUCCAUCGGCGCUCGCUCACAGUCCGCCCGCACGUAUCUGGAGAGACACAUGGACUCAUUCUUGGACUGUAAUCUGAAUGAUCUGGUGCAGCACGGUCUGCGUGCGCUGAGGGAAACUCUACCUGCUGAACAAGAUCUUACCACAAAGAAUGUGUCCAUUGGCAUAGUGGGAAAAGAGAUGGAGUUCACCAUCUAUGAUGAUGAUAAUGUUGCAUCGUUCCUCGAGGGUCUGGAGGAGAGGCCACAAAGAAGGGUGGCUCAGGCAGCUGAUGAAGCAGCUCCUGCUGUACCUGAUGAACCGAUGGAGCACUGAGACAAACUCAUCAUACACGUCUGUUUCACUUCUGAAAUAAAGACCUGUAACAUUUAAACUCAUUACGCAUUGUACAUUAGACAGUGAAACAUUGCUUUUCUAUCUGAGUUAUAAGGAGUAAUAAAACUGCUUGUGGUUUCUUUGA
Myxocyprinus asiaticus (Chinese sucker) is the source of this 1047-nucleotide messenger RNA. It is a transcript of the gene psma1, whose product is annotated as proteasome 20S subunit alpha 1. The coding region runs from base 114 to 902 and encodes 262 amino acids. Gene Ontology annotation, cellular component: proteasome core complex; proteasome core complex, alpha-subunit complex; nucleus. The record is from RefSeq and is a predicted model, not a curated record. Lineage: Eukaryota; Metazoa; Chordata; Actinopteri; Cypriniformes; Catostomidae. The transcript has 10 exons. Gene Ontology annotation, biological process: ubiquitin-dependent protein catabolic process.